GCUCAUCAUAUUCCUCCUAAAUACUCGUGCCCCCCCGGAUUGUUAUUCUCGCGCACUCGCAAGUUCUCGUUUCCCCCCUCCCAUCAAACCAGGAAAACCUAACCCUAGAUUUCGUGAACCUGCUCAUGGCUGGCGAUUCUCAAGACAAUCUCCGUCGCAAGCACCGCCGGCUUUCCGAAGAUGACGACGCUGACGAUUCCACCAAGCUCCGUAAGCACCGUCAUCAUCACCAUCGUCACCGUGACCACCGUCGCAGCAGCCGUAAGCGUGAAGGUGAAGAACAGCCAGAGUUGCAAGUAGAAGAGGAGGUUUUGCUUACUCUUCCGCCGCCGUCAACUGGUGAUGUCGAUUAUGAUAUGGAGGAAGGAGAGAUUGUUGAUGAUGUCGGUCCUUUGAAGAUGCGAUCGGAUUCUGAUGUUGAAUCCAAGGCUGCUGGAUUGAUUGCUGAAUCCGAUAAAUUGACAAUCACGGGAGUUAAUGGAGCUAAGAUGAAGCUUGAAGAAAACACGGUGAAUGGUGGCCGUGGUUUGGAGGUAUCUGGAGAAGCCAAGGGUGACACCGGGUUGCUCGUUUGUUCCAAUCUAGAUGUCAAAGUGAAAGCAGCAGCUGAUGGUAGCAGUAUUCAAAAUAAGGUUCCUAAUUAUAUGAAUGGUGCCACUAUAUUAGGAUCAGUUAAAGAGAAUUAUGAUAAAGUUGUAGAAUCACAGUCUCCUGUCAAAACUAGCAACAGGAGAACGAUAUACCAUGUUAGCGAGGAUGGUUGUAGGAGUCAGAGCAAAUCAAUGUCAUCUGGAGAUGACAGAAAUGUGCAGAAAAGCUUUGUGUCCUCUCCCCAUGACGAGAGGAACAAAGAAACGGGUUAUAGUAGGGAUAGACCCAAGUCUCAUGAUAGAUGCAGGGAAAGAUCUCGUUCACAUGAAAAUGUACUGGAUACUUCCAUGCCAAUACAUGCCCAAGAUAGCAAGAAAUUUGUUAGUGAUUCAGAGGAUGACGAUAACAUGAUUGAAAGAAACAGGGACUCCCAACAUGAUAAAAAAGAUAUAUCCAAGUAUAAAGAAAGGGAGAGGAGUUCUAGUUACAAUUUGUAUACUCGACACCCAGAUAGGCAUCGUAGCCAGGACAGGGAGGCGAGUUGGGAUGGACGGCACAAUGAUAGGGAAGGGAGAGACAUGGACAGGGAUAAAAAAACUGAAAGACAUAGGGAGAAGGACAAAGAGGAUGGAGAAAGGCAAAGGGAGAGGGAUAAGAAGAGAGAUCGAAGACAAGAACGGGAUAGAGAGAUGGAUAAUGAAAAGUUGGCCAGAGAUAAAGAGAGGAUGAGGGAAAAUGAUAGGGAAGGAGAGAUGGAUAGGCAAAGGGAGAGGGAGAAAGGAAGGGAGAGAGAAAAGGAAAGAGACAGGGACAGAGAAGAAUGGGGGAGAAAGCGGCAAAGGGAGAGGGAGUGGGAGAGGGAAAGAGAGGAUAGGGAGCGAAGAAGGGAGAGGGAAGAUAGGAGCCGAAAGAAUGAAAGGGAGUGGGAGAAUGGAAGGGAUAAACCUGGAGGUAGUGGAAGGGAUAGAGAAUCUGAUAGGAGCAUCCGGCAUCAUAAGAACGAAAAGGAUAUUGAUGAUAGCUAUGAUCGAUAUAGGAAUUAUGACUCCAAGAGUAGGCGGUUUGAUGAAUCACAGCAUAGUAAUAGGGUUAGUAAAAAUGAUAGUGAAAAAGUUGGUCAUGUAAAAUCUGAUCACCUGAAAGAUGAGAAAGAGAAAUCUAAGAGAGAGGUAGCUGAGAUAGAGGACUAUGAAGAAAAAGUUGCCUUACAACUUGCAGAUCAGGAAGAGGAUGAUCUUGAUAGGAUUAAAGAGGAGAGCAGAAGGCGAAUGCAAGCCAUCCUUGAAAAAUAUAAAGCUAAACCAUCACAUCAAGUCAACAAGCCUCAGCCUAAGGACUCUGAAAAGGAAAACACUGCGUGCUUCUUUGUUGACGCUUCUGCUGAUCGAACUGUUCUGGAAACUUCAGAUGACAAGAUUGGCGUAAUUGAUAACAAUGUGGAUGAGCCUCCAUUAGCUGUUGUCAAAUCUCCACUCCAGAAUGAGGGUUUUAUUAUUCAAAGUACUUCUGGUGCUGGGGGUCUGGGAGAGGGUUCUCCAAAGAGUGAGAGAUCACAGGGAAGCUUUUGUGAUGAUAUUUUUGGGGAUUCACCAGCCGGAGUCCGUAAAACAGCUAAGUUAGAUGGUGUAGCUGUUGAAAGGAGUGGUCUUCAUGACAAUUGGGACGACGCAGAUGGAUAUUAUAGUUACCGAGUUGGUGAGCUACUAGAUGGUCGGUAUGAAGUUAUAUCUGCUCAUGGGAGAGGAGUCUUCUCUACAGUAGUUCGUGCAAGGGAUCUUAGGGCUGGACCUGGUGAUCCUGAAGAAGUAGCAAUAAAAAUUUUACGCAAUAGAGAGGCAAUGCUUAAGGCUGGUAAAGAGGAGCUUAUCAUACUAAACAAAUUAGUCGGUGCUGACCCUGAGAAUAGGAGACAUUGUGUCCGUUAUCUUUUGUCUUUUAAAUAUCGGGACCAUCUUUGUUUAGUUUUUGAAUCUCUUCAUAUGAAUCUGCGUGAAGUUCUUAAGAAGUUUGGUCGCAACAUUGGACUUAAACUCACCGCUGUUAGAACAUAUGCUAAGCAACUAUUUAUUGCACUGAAGCAUCUCAAGAACUGCGGUGUUCUACACUGCGACAUAAAGCCAGAUAACAUGCUUGUAAAUGAAGCAAAAAAUGUUCUGAAGCUUUGUGAUUUUGGUAAUGCAAUGUUUGCUGGCAAAAAUGAGAUUACACCUUACCUUGUCAGCCGCUUUUAUCGGUCCCCUGAAAUAAUUUUGGGCUUGCCAUAUGAUCAUCCUAUGGAUAUAUGGUCUGUCGGGUGCUGUUUAUUUGAGCUCUACAGUGGCAAGGUACUUUUCCCUGGGGCUACAAACAAUGACAUGCUUCGCCUUCAUAUGGAACUAAAGGGACCAUUCCCAAAGAAGAUGCUUAAGAAGGGAGGUUUCAUUGAGCAACAUUUUGACCAGGACUUGUGCUUUCUUGCCACUGAGGAGGAUCCUGUUACUAAGAAGACAAUGAGGAGGUUGCUCCCCAGUAUGAAGCCGAAAGAUAUAGGCACAAUAAUUACUGGCUCGCCUGGUGAGGAUCCGAAGAUUCUUGCCAAUUUCAAAGAUCUUCUGGAAAGGAUCUUCGUGUUGGAUCCAGAAAAAAGAUUGACAGUAUCACAGGCCUUGAGCCACCCAUUUAUCACGGGCAAGUGAACAAUGAUGCUGAUUUUCUGAGUCCAGAUGCUGUUGCCCUAUUUGUAUAUUAUGGCUAAAUUUAUAUUCAGAUUGCUAAUAAUUGGGCAUUUAUCUGUCUUCAUCUUCUUUGUGAUGGCUUGGGGAGCUUCAAGCAAUAUUUCUGGCAUGGGGAAAAGUGGAAAUAGAUGCAUUUGGUCUGACUACCUCUACCAUGGCGGUCGUUUCAGUGGAAUGUUUACUGUUCUAUUGUAAGACAACUUUCCAAGAGGCGUUUUUCCUCUUUUGUAACCAGUUUUAAUGAUGAGCGAUUAAUUUAACAUCUUUGGAUUAAAUGUUUGUUAGUUCUCUCAUUAUUUUCCCAUCAAAUCAAGUACAUAGAACUGUGUUACUGGAUCUAUAUGCAUCCAAAUGAUAUCAGGGUGGUUUUGAGAGGCUAGAGGGAUUGCACUCCUAGUA
Impatiens glandulifera is the source of this 3704-nucleotide messenger RNA. Its product is annotated as serine/threonine-protein kinase prpf4B-like. The transcript is spliced from 12 exons. Gene Ontology annotation, molecular function: protein serine/threonine kinase activity; ATP binding. NCBI's taxonomy places the organism in Eukaryota, Viridiplantae, Streptophyta, Magnoliopsida, Ericales, Balsaminaceae. The record is from RefSeq and is a predicted model, not a curated record. Gene Ontology annotation, biological process: peptidyl-threonine phosphorylation; peptidyl-serine phosphorylation; mRNA cis splicing, via spliceosome. The coding region runs from base 126 to 3266 and encodes 1046 amino acids.